This is a messenger RNA of Theobroma cacao (cacao), 2772 nucleotides long. The record is from RefSeq and is a predicted model, not a curated record. Lineage: Eukaryota; Viridiplantae; Streptophyta; Magnoliopsida; Malvales; Malvaceae.
GUUUUAAGGUGUCCACAACCUUCACUGGCCUUCAAAAAAGUUGGCUACUACCAUCUCAUUUCUCCUAUGGAAAACUUUCACCACCUGGAGAUUCUUUUCCCACUAUUCAUCUUUCUCCUACCCCUACAAUUCUUUUCUCCUCUGCUUCUCUCAUCGGCUUACACGCUUCCCGAGGAGUACUUCAUCAACUGUGGAUCAAGGUCCAACUUCACAGGCAGUGGAAACCGGAACUUUGUUGGUGACCUGAAUUCUGGCUUUCAUUCCCUUGUAGGACGAAGCAGCCCUCUUACGGAUGCAAGCCCCUCAGCAGGCGUAUCUCUACUCUAUCGGUCUGCAAGAAUCUUCCGACAGCCUUCUUUCUACGAGUUUGUGAUAAAAAAGAACGGCACCUACUUUGUACGUCUCCAUUUCUUUGUGUUUUCAUAUCCUGCAAAUCUAACCAAUGCUAGAUUCAAUGUUUCAGCUUCUGGAUUUUGGUUAUUAUUGAAUUUUAAUGUCAAGAAUAGUAGUGGUUCUCCUGUCAUCAAGGAAUUUUUUAUCACCAUCAAUGUAGGAAGUUUUAGAAUCAACUUCAUACCUUCUGAAGGAUCACAUCUAGCUUUUGUCAACGCCAUUGAAGUCUUUCUUGCCCCUGAAAGUUUCAUCCGUGAUAAUGCCACUCGCAUUACUCCUGCAGGAAGUAGAAAUUCUUUUGACCGUUUGCUGUCUCAGGUGUUACAAACCCUCUACAGGAUUAAUGUUGGAGGGCUUACCCUCACACCAGAAAAUGAUACACUGUGGAGGACCUGGAUACCAGAUGAUAGUUUCUUGUUUAAUUCAGAAGCUGCUAGGAACAGCGAAUUUUUCGCUGAUACACCUAAAUUCCAACUUGGAGGAGCCACAGAAUAUGAUGCCCCAAGCCUUGUCUAUAAGACUGCAAAAGAAUUGAAUAUAGAUGAUAGCAGGCAAUUGAAUUUUUUCAAUAUAACUUGGAGUUUUAAUGUGAGUAAGAAUUCUUUAUACUUUGUUAGGGUGCACUUUUGUGACAUUAUUAGUGUAUCUCUUGAUGCUAUUAUUUUCAAUCUCUAUAUCUACAAAAAAUUUAGAGAGAAGAUCAGUCCGUAUGAUCAAAUGGGCCAGUUGGCAGCUCCAUUUUACAUUGAUUUUGUGGUUGAUUCUGAUGAAUCUGGAAUAAUGAACAUAAGUAUUGGCCCUCGACGUGAUUCUCAGAAUCAAAACGCCUUCCUGAAUGGGCUGGAAAUAAUGGAGUUAAUGAAGAAAUCAGAUUUUGAUUUGUUGCCAGAGAAGCCUAAAAGUAAAUGGAAUAGUCUCUUCGCUAUAGUUGGCUCCGUUGGUGGUGGGGCAUUUGUUAUUGUUUUGAUAGUGAUAGUGCUUCUGAGUUUGAAAUGCAGGAAAGCAAAACCUGAACAAUCCUCAGGUUGGCCCUUGUCUAUGCCUCUAUGUGGAAGAGGGAGUUCUUACAACAGGAUGUCUGAAAAAUCUGCCAAUAUAUCCCCUUCCAAUUUGAAUCUUGCUCUGAGAAUAUCUUAUUAUGAAAUUGAGCAAUCAACCAAGAACUUUGCUUCCAACUUGCUGAUUGGAGAGGGUGGAUUUGGAAAAGUCUACGAAGGCAUGUUUCGUGGUAUGAAAGUUGCUGUGAAAAGGAGUGAACCAGGACACGGCCAAGGCCUUCAGGAAUUCCAAACAGAGAUUGUGGUCUUAUCUCAAAUUCGCCAUCGUCACCUUGUUUCCUUAAUUGGAUAUUGUGAUGAAAGAUCUGAAAUGAUAUUGGUUUAUGAGUUCAUGGAAAAGGGCACUCUUAGAGACAAUCUCUAUUGUUCAACUGCCAAUCUUGAGAACUCAUACAGUGCACGAUCCGAAUUAUCUUGGAAGCAAAGACUUGAAAUUUGCAUUGGUGCAGCGAAAGGCCUUAAUUACCUACACACUGGUUCAGCUGGAGGAAUCAUCCACCGGGAUGUUAAGUCAACAAACAUCUUGCUUGAUGAACAGUUUGUGGCCAAAGUUGCUGAUUUUGGUCUUUCAAAAUCAGGCCUUCCCGAUGUAGAACUCAGUGUUGAUGUAAAAGGUACCUUUGGCUAUCUGGACCCUGAGUACUUCAUAUCACUGCAAUUGACAGAUAAAUCUGAUGUUUACUCUUUUGGAGUUGUACUCCUGGAAGUACUUUGCGCUAGGCCAGCAGUUGUCACCUCAAAUAGGAGGGAGGAAGUGAACUUAGCUGAAUGGGGAAUGCUUUGCAUGAGGGAAGGUCAACUUGAGAAAAUUGUUGAUCCAAUGCUAGUGGAUAAAAUUAACCCUAACUCACUGAGGAAGUUUGCUGAAACAACGGAGAAGUGUUUGAAGCCAUCUGGUAGUGAAAGGCCUAGUAUGCGUGAUGUGUUGUGGGACUUAGAAUAUGCACUGCAGCUUCAGCUAACUCAAUUGAACAGAGAGCCACUUGAAGACAGUACAACUAAUGCUUCAUUGGAGUUUUCAAUGCCUGCUAUCCAACGUUUACCUUCCCAUAGCUUUCCAGCCGUUGAUGAAGAAGAUGCAACUGUAGUGUUUGAUGAUGCUUCAGAUGUAACUGCUAGUGAAGUAUUCUCAAAAUUGAGGAUCGGUGAUGCCAGAUAAUUUCCAAUGGUUUAAAGGUAAAACUACGUUUUGUAACUUCCCUUUUCCUUUUUCUUUUUUGUAUAUUUUUCUGUUUUAUCCGCUUUUCAUAAAUCUUGAUGUUGCAAAAGGACUCACUGCCAGGAUGAUUUGUAGGUUAUAAAUUAUAAUAGAGAUCACUUU